AUGGUCAAAUAUGAAAAAGCUAUUCAAGGCUUGAUCCUCCGCUUCAGCGUCGAUGCCUCUCUUUAUAUGCAUACUUGCGAACGACUUAUUCGUCCAUUGAUGUUGGAAGUUGACGAGUGGUCAGAUUUGGUAGACGACCCGGGCGGCCCAGCCUGGAAAAGCGAAGAGCUCGGACAUCAGAUAAGCGAGCGCUUGGGCACGGACUACAUGACAUACAUUGAGGUUGCGAAGCGCCUGCAUGCCCGUCUCAUAAAAUUUGCCGUCAAUCUCGACCUCAAUGUCUCGGCUGGUUUGAAGCCAAAGUGGAUGACGCCACAGGCAGCAAGUCAAUCCAGUCUGCAGGAGAAGUUCUUUAAACGAACCAACCAGACAUGGAGGGGCCUCAAAGUUGGAUUCAAAAACGGUAGCCUGAUGAAAGCCUUGGAGCAGAUCGAACUGGAUCUCACACGUUUGGAUAGGCUACUGGAUGCGAAUGAAAGAGAAGCCCCGGUGAGACUUGAGCGAAAGAGGCGUGGGAAUGCCAAAAUAUGGCAGACCAUUCGAGAGGCCGCGAAGAACGUGUAUGGUGCCCUUGCUGCUCAUUGGCAAUGUCCACCUGGUCACCAUCAUGCUGCCAGUCUUAGACUUGAGACUCGUAAGGCCACGGAGAUUGGAGAAGCUCCUCGGUUUGGGCUUAUUAUAUCCCUCGAUCAGGCUGGGUCACAAGUUCAGCAAUUACUGUGGCGCGAGCUGGAGAUUGAACCACAAUUAUCUGCUUCGUCAACCCAAAUGGCUCCAACAACUGCUCCUAAGCUACCUGUCGGCACGUUUAAGGUCACCUUCAUGACAGCUACCCCGAGCAUUACGAUUGCGCAAACCCAGACACACACAAGUUCCGAUGGCAUCAUGGGAACCAAGAUUGAUGAUCUUUGUGUUUGGCAGCAGACUCACUUAUUGACCAAGGACGAAUGUAUCGGAUUUCUCGAGCAUCAACUCUGGCACCACCGUCUUUUCCAGAAGAAGAUAGGUCAUGUUAAACCCGAUGACCUAUGCUUACUUCCUCUGCGACAAUGUGCUACAGGAGUGGGACUUCCCAGUGCAGCACCAACCCCCUUUGCAAGGGGGUUAAGCACGAAAGAAAAGUACCACAUUGCAACUGUGCUCGCAAGCUCUGUUCUCCAGCUUGCCAACACCCCUUGGCUUCCUGGCUCAAGACUUGACUUGGAGGCAGUAUUUUUGAUGGACCUAAAGCAACGAGCACUGACAACAGCAAAUCCAUACAUUCGCCGUGACUUCCCCUCGGUUACACAAGCACAUAAAAAGCCAUCGACACCUUUGAUUGAGAACGAAUUAGUCUUUGCUUUGGGCGUCAUUUUAAUCGAGCUUGCAUAUCAACAGCCACUGGCUAGUUUCAAGCUCCCAGGGGAUGUGGACGACAACGGCAACGACUAUGCUCACACCGAUCUUCAGAUCGCAACUCGACUGGUCAAAGAUCUGAAGUCUAUGGAGGGUGAGAAGUAUGCAGAUGCAGCUAGGAAGUGCGUCAAGUGUAACUUUGACGUUCAUGAUUACAGUCUUGAUAAUCUCGACUUUCAAGAACAAUUCUACACAGGAGUUGUUUUGCCGCUGCAAGAGCUGCGGUCUCAACUGAGCUGA
Messenger RNA from Exophiala bonariae, 1635 nucleotides. RefSeq lists its product as uncharacterized. The transcript has 3 exons. The record is from RefSeq and is a predicted model, not a curated record. Bases 1 to 1635 code for a protein of 544 amino acids. Lineage: Eukaryota; Fungi; Ascomycota; Eurotiomycetes; Chaetothyriales; Herpotrichiellaceae.